Molecule: messenger RNA, 492 nt
Organism: Striga hermonthica
Lineage: Eukaryota; Viridiplantae; Streptophyta; Magnoliopsida; Lamiales; Orobanchaceae
Source: the annotation of a GenBank genome assembly
AUGCGGAUCAAUUGUUGUUUGGUUCCGUUUGUUUGCCUCGUCUCUCUCUCAUCUGCAGCUCUCAUCUCAGAUGGAGUAUUUGGAUCUUCUGUUUUGGGGGAGAGGAGGCUCCUUCAGGCUAAGAAGCAAUGCCCCGUGAGCUUCGAGUUUCAGAACUACACUACAUUGAUAGACCAAUGCAAGGGACCCCAGUAUCCAAAAAAGCCAUGUUGUGACGCAUUUAAGGAAUUUGCGUGUCCAUUUGCAGAGGUGCUGAAUGACUUGAGCAACGACUGUGCCUCGUCCAUGUUCAGCUACAUCAACCUCCACGGGAGGUAUCCUCCGGGCCUAUUUGCCAAUGAGUGCCGGGAAGGCCAACAGGGGCUCGAGUGCCCUGCUCCACCCCCAGGCUCUAACAGGUCCACCACUAAUAAUAACAACGCUGCUCACAAGACAGUGGGUGAUUUGUGGAUACUCGUUUUGCUCACCUUAUUGUCGAUGCAAUUUAUGUGA